Sus scrofa (pig) is the source of this 1128-nucleotide messenger RNA. RefSeq names its product ST8 alpha-N-acetyl-neuraminide alpha-2,8-sialyltransferase 2 (gene ST8SIA2). The record is from RefSeq and is marked provisional. Gene Ontology annotation, biological process: oligosaccharide metabolic process; N-glycan processing. NCBI's taxonomy places the organism in Eukaryota, Metazoa, Chordata, Mammalia, Artiodactyla, Suidae. Gene Ontology annotation, molecular function: alpha-N-acetylneuraminate alpha-2,8-sialyltransferase activity.
AUGCAGCUGCAGUUCCGGAGCUGGAUGCUGGCUGCGCUCACGCUGCUUGUGGUCUUCCUCAUCUUCGCAGACAUCUCGGAGAUCGAAGAAGAAAUCGGGAAUUCUGGAGGCAGAGGUACAAUCAGAUCAGCUGUGAACAGCUUACAUAGCAAAUCUAAUAGAGCUGAAGUUGUAAUAAAUGGCUCCUCAUCGCCAGCUGUUGUUGACAGAAGUAAUGAAAGCAUUAAGCACAAUAUCCAGCCAGCCUCGGCCAAAUGGAGGCACAACCAGACACUCUCUCUGAGGAUCAGGAAGCAAAUCUUAAAGUUCUUGGAUGCUGAAAAGGACAUUUCUGUCCUCAAGGGGACCUUGAAACCCGGAGACAUUAUUCAUUACAUCUUCGACCGAGACAGCACGAUGAACGUGUCCCAAAACCUCUACGAGCUCCUUCCCAGAACCUCUCCGCUGAAGAACAAGCACUUCGGGACUUGUGCCAUCGUGGGCAACUCGGGGGUCUUGCUGAACAGCGGCUGUGGGGAGGAGAUUGACACACACAGCUUUGUCAUAAGGUGCAACUUGGCCCCUGUGCAGGAGUAUGCCCGGGAUGUGGGGAUCAAGACAGACCUGGUGACCAUGAACCCCUCCGUCAUCCAGCGGGCCUUUGAGGACUUGGUCAACGCCACGUGGCGGGAGAAGCUGCUGCAACGGCUGCACAGUCUCAACGGCAGCAUCCUGUGGAUCCCUGCCUUCAUGGCCAGAGGCGGCAAGGAGCGGGUUGAGUGGGUCAAUGAGCUCAUCCUGAAGCACCACGUCAACGUGCGUACUGCAUACCCCUCUCUGCGCCUCCUGCACGCCGUCCGAGGAUACUGGCUGACUAACAAAGUUCACAUCAAAAGACCCACCACUGGCCUCUUGAUGUACACGCUGGCCACACGCUUCUGCAACCAGAUCUACCUCUACGGCUUCUGGCCCUUUCCAUUAGAUCAGAACCAGAACCCUGUCAAGUACCACUACUACGACAGCCUCAAGUAUGGCUACACCUCCCAGGCCAGCCCCCACACCAUGCCCUUGGAGUUCAAGGCCCUGAAGAGCCUGCAUGAUCAGGGGGCUCUGAAACUGACUGUUGGCCGGUGCGAUGGGGCCACGUAA